AUGUCUGAAGCUUGCUGUACCUGCGCUACAUUGCUGUCAUCUAUUCCUCCGACCUACGAUGAGAAGACCGAAAAGCCAACACAGUUCGAGCGCCGGCUUGACUGUUGCGGUCGCGCCAUAUGCGCGCGCUGCUUGACUGACAACCCUCGAUUCGCAAACUAUUGCCCCUUCUGCCAGAUAUCGACCGGUCCCUCCCCAUUGCCAGCGCAAGGUCUACGCGAUCCUCCUACGUAUUCGCCACACGUCGACGAGAAAGUGGACGACGAUCUACCGCCUUACACAGCACACAAUGCUCCACAGCUACCGCUAGAGAAAGCCGCAAGCACAGAGAAUUCACUCGAUGUCCUACACUUCGUCGACCAGAACCACGACUCGAUAGCAUCGUUAUCCCUCGCCUAUGGUGUACCUCCAGAUGUCUUGCGCCGGACGAACAAGAUGUUUGCAGACCAUUUGUUAGCGGCGCGCAGGACAGUACUGAUACCAGGAGAGUACUACAAGGGUGGAGUCAGUCUCAGCCCUCGGCCGCUGGAAGGUGAAGAGGAGGAGAUCAAGAAGAUCAAGCUAAGGAAGUUCAUGGUAGGAUGCAAGGUUGCCGAAUAUGACGUCGCCGUUCUAUACCUCGAGCAAGCGGGCUUCAACCUCGAGAAUGCCAUGACCGCGUUCAGAGCCGACGAGAAGUGGGAGAAGGAUCACCCUCUACAAGCUGCGAAGAAGGGCAAGGCACCUGCUCUGCAGAGCUCUGGGAAGCAAAGAUGGUUCGGCGGGAGUGGCGGCGGCAUCACUGGUCAACUCUAG
Molecule: messenger RNA, 795 nt
Organism: Macroventuria anomochaeta
Lineage: Eukaryota; Fungi; Ascomycota; Dothideomycetes; Pleosporales; Didymellaceae
Exons: 2
Coding region: 1-795 (264 amino acids)
Source: RefSeq, a predicted model, not a curated record